AUGUACCUCUCUCAAGGGCCCAAAUGGACAUUGAACUUCCCCAAAUCGCCGUCAUAUGUAUGCUCCCAAGGCGCCGGUAAGCCUUCCCUCAUCGAGUCCAUAUCCGGCAUCACGCUACCGCGCGCCGCGGGAACCUGUACACGAUGCCCGACCGAGUGCCGGCUCUCGCGGUCGGGCGGGCGCUGGCAGUGGGCCGACCUGGACCCCAUUUACCAGAAGUACCUGCGCACGCCGAACUUGAUCAAGCGGUUGAGUGAUAUUUUGUCGGAUUUGAUCGAGAAGAGGCGCAUUUAUGAACUCCCAGAAAUCCACGAAGAAAUCGAGGCCACGUUGCGCCGCACGCAGAGGGCCCCCGAGGUCCUCCCGCCCACGCCCUCCCCACAUCCCUUCAGUGACAUUCAGCGCCUCGUCCACGCCUUUGUGCGCGACGCGGAGGAGAACGUCGUCAAGGGCGUGCCAGAUGAGGACGGGCUGCUGCAGACCAUACGCCCCGAGCAUGAUAAGCGGAAGGAGGGGAAGCGAAUGCAUGGUCAGCCGUUCAUGGAGGAGGGAAGAGAUGGCGCAGGCAUGGGGAAGGACGUGAACCCUGGACCGGGACCCGUUGUCAUUGACCUUGAUGCGGAAGAGUCGGAGGCGAGCGACACCAUCUAUGUCGACGAGGUCGCGAAGGUAUGA
Molecule: messenger RNA, 675 nt
Organism: Schizophyllum commune H4-8
Lineage: Eukaryota; Fungi; Basidiomycota; Agaricomycetes; Agaricales; Schizophyllaceae
Exons: 5
Coding region: 1-675 (224 amino acids)
Source: RefSeq, a predicted model, not a curated record